Colias croceus (clouded yellow) is the source of this 1614-nucleotide messenger RNA. It is a transcript of the gene lic, whose product is annotated as dual specificity mitogen-activated protein kinase kinase 6. Gene Ontology annotation, biological process: protein phosphorylation; stress-activated MAPK cascade. The transcript has 3 exons. The record is from RefSeq and is a predicted model, not a curated record. Bases 284 to 1294 code for a protein of 336 amino acids. NCBI's taxonomy places the organism in Eukaryota, Metazoa, Arthropoda, Insecta, Lepidoptera, Pieridae. Gene Ontology annotation, molecular function: ATP binding; MAP kinase kinase activity.
UCCUAAACGUCACAUUCCAAGAGCAAGAGGAGUGAGGAUUAAAGUCAAGAAUCAAGAUCGAGGUUUGAUUUCAUUGAAAACGUAAAGAAAAUCGUUUACAGUGAGAAACAAGCACGACGUUUAUAAUUUGUGUCAAUUUUCUAAAAAUAUAAUUUAACAUGGUCGACUUUAUUUGUGGAAAAUUGUGAAUGUAAUCAUAUCGCGUUAGUGAUUUGGUUUGGGUCCUAUUGGAAACAUACUUGAGACAUAAUCGGUGUUAUAUUGUUCGUAAAUAGCACCGAAUAUGUCAGGCAGAAGAAAACCUCCGCCGCCUGGUUUUAGUUUCAAACCUCAGGAAGAGCAAGUGGAUGUGACGCCUCCAAGAAAUCUGGAUAAGCAGACAACUAUCACAGUAGAUGAUAAGACAUUUACUGUACAUGCCGAUGAUCUGGUAAAAAUAUGCGACCUUGGUCGAGGAGCUUAUGGUAUUGUGGAGAAGAUGCAUCAUAAACCCAGUAACACCACAAUGGCUGUUAAGAGAAUUUCCGCAUCAUUUAACAGCCAAUCACUGGAAUUAAAACGUUUGCUUAUGGAUCUCGACGUGUCAAUGAGAGCCAGUGCUUGCCCCUACACAGUUCACUUCUAUGGUGCUAUGUUCCGAGAGGGCGAUGUUUGGAUCUGUAUGGAGGUCAUGGACAUGAGCUUGGACAAAUUCUAUACAAAAGUCUACAAAAAUAACAAAACAAUAACAGAGAAUAUCCUCGGAAAAAUCGCUUUCUCCGUUGUCAGUGCCUUGCAUUACUUACACUCCAAAUUAAGAGUCAUACACAGAGAUGUGAAGCCUUCUAAUAUACUUAUAAAUAGAAAGGGAGAAGUGAAAAUGUGCGACUUUGGUAUAUCUGGAUAUUUAGUUGACUCAGUUGCAAAAACUAUUGACGCUGGCUGCAAACCAUAUAUGGCACCAGAACGAAUUGAUCCCAGUGGAAAUCCAGGACAGUAUGACAUCCGCAGCGAUGUCUGGUCUCUCGGUAUAUCUUUGAUUGAAUUAGCCACUGGAAAAUUCCCCUACAACACAUGGGGUACUCCUUUCGAACAAUUAAAGCAAGUGGUCAAAGAUGACCCCCCGAGACUUCCGACUGGACAAUUCUCUCCCGAAUUCGAAGACUUGAUAACGAAAUCGCUGCAAAAAGAUUACAAGAAACGACCCAACUAUGACGCUUUACUGACACAUCCGUUCUGUUUGGAACACAGUCAGAAGGAGACAGACGUAGCAUCAUUUGUUCAAGAAAUACUUGAUAUACCUGACGAAUCCUAGUACUACGAUUUGUUUAUUUUACCUACCUAUAAGUACAAGUGUUUAGUAACUAACAAUUUAGAUUAUGGAGAGAGCAUAACUCUUGUCAUUAACACAUUAAUUUAUGUUAAGCAAAAGGUUAGCCAUGUAGAUGUGUAGUGACGUAACAGGCGAUAAUAAUUACGUAAAAAUAGAUAUACUUGAAACAAAUGUAACGCUAACCUCAAACUGUGGCCUCUUAAAUUGGCUUGCGUAUUGUUACGACGACGACUGCUAUACAUAUAGCAUUUAACUUUAACACAUCACAAGGAAAUUAGUCGUAAUAAAAUAUUUGUUUACAA